AAAAUUAAAAAUUUUUUUUAAAUUAAUUAAAAAUAAAAUAAUGCAAUGCUUUUCCUUCUGGGACCUUUGGACCUUUGGGUUUAUCCUCUUUUUACCCCAUUUCUUGCUGCUGGCAGGUAUUGAGGCAGAUUUCUACUUUUUUUCUUGCUGUUUUCUGGGUGUCUGAGGCAAAAAACAUUGGUUUUAACUCUACGAAAAGGUGUUGCUUGGGAGUGUUACAGCAGUGGUCAAAACCUGAGUUAACACCAAAAAAAAUGAAGAAAGGGAGGGAAAAUGGUCAGCAUAGGCUGGGAAUUGGUGGUCAUUCCAAUCAGUGGCCAAGGUGUCCCAAAUGUGGGAGGAAGCAUGGGUCUGGGUAGUGUAAGAGGACACAUCAGGAGUGGAAGGGAUGGGCUUGCAGGAGAAAACUCAAAAUCAAAAUAAAAUAAAGCAAUAAAAUAAAAUAAUAAAAUUCAGUAGCAGCCUGCAGGAAAUCCAGACUCUCACCUCCUCCUAGUGAGAACAGGAGCUAGGCCACUCCUGACCACACGGGAUCUCCCUGACAUAGGAUCAAACAUAGGCCAAAUAUUGUGUCAAAAACAGCAGAAAAAGUCACACAGAGCAAAAGGCAUCUCAAGUCACUCCCAGCCCAUAUUUUGGAGAAGAAACACGAAAUGCCACCUGCCUCCUCAUCUGGUUACCUGCCUGUGGCCACACUGAUACAGCCCCUGACACACUUCAGCCUUAUCCUGAAAAACCUUAUUUAAAGGCUUUCCUAAAUUAUUUUUUAUUAAUUUCUGCAUGCUUUCACAGAUGUUUUACACAACCAUCAAACCCAUAGGUGUUUCUACACCUCCAGGCAUGCCACCUACUCCAGAUGUGCCAUCUCCUUCUGGCUGGAGGACACCCAUUCCCUCACCGUAUAUGUAUAUUAAAAAGGAAAAAAAAACAGAUAAAAGCCCUGGUCAAUACCAUUUCCUGCAACCGGAUGAAGGCAUGAGUAGAUAGCUCACAAGGCAAAAGGUUGUCCAAGGACACUGUCACUUUUGGGCUGGUCCUGUAACCUUCUGAGUGGCCAUGGCUGGAGAAAUUGUUUAUGCUGAUUUAAGGCAUCUUGGAGAUGGUUCUUCUCCUGCUGAGAAACGUUAUGCUCCUGACUCCUGUCCAUGGUGGCACGGGCUCCUCCUCAAAGCCGGGGGGCUGGGGCAAUUCAUCCUGCUGGUCCUGGUGGUGGUACUGAGUGUGCAGGUUUUUCAGGGCUCUCCGCAGCCAGUGGUGAUGAGAGUUCCCCAGCCAGGUGAAGAGAUCCAGGGAAGGAACCAGAAGGAGCAAUACAUGUUUUCAUCCCUGGUGCGGUAUUUCUGCAAGCCCCAAGUGGAGAGCCCCACAGCCUAUGCUGGCUGCAAGCUGUGUCCCCAGGACUGGCAGCUACAUGGGGAAGGAUGCUACUGGCUUUCUGAGGAAUUGGGAAACUGGACUCAAGGCACAAAAAGCUGCAAAAAUCAAGACUCUCAGCUGGUGGUACUCCAGGAAAAGAAAGAAAGGGAGCACAUCAAGGUUAUUACAGGCAAAAGCCCACCACCAGUGUGGAUUGGAGUAAGGUCGCAUCAAAAGGAGUGGAGAUGGGUGGAUGACACACCCUUCAACCCCAAAAUGUUUGGCACCUCCCUGGAGGAGAUGGGUGAAGGGUGCGGGACACUAAAAGCCAAGGGCUUUGAGGUUCAUAGAUGCGAUGCGAAACACAAGUGGGUUUGCAAAAAAAACCCCUUCCAGCUCUAUCCAAUAACAGCAGGAGGCGAGGAGAAACACAAUGCCUCCAUCUGACACAUGCCCACCCCAAAAUGCCCAUCCCAUGAGAUGAUGGGGUGGAAUCAGCCCCAUUCUCAUCAUUAUGUCUUUGCAGGAGAUUUCAGGCUUUGCAAAUCCACUUCCCACAAGGAUCAAGACCAGCUUGGGAGGCACAGAUGAGCCCCUGAAUGGGAAAUCAGAAAAGCCUGUGCCUCAUGCACAGUGAUGAUAGAGGAUAGAGCUACAACAUCAAUAAAAGCUUAUUAAAGUGGUUUGCCUCAAUUUACUGAGAUAACUCAGGUGAGAGCACAGGUGGCACAUCAUGGUUCACAUAUAAACAAGGGAAAUUUCAACUCAAAAAAGCUUUCCUGAGUGACAGAACUUACAUGUGUGCGUCUCUCCAAGCACCGCUGAGAGUGUCAGCACAUAGACUGAUGCAGACAGCCGGGUUUUGCUCGAGUUUUGGGGAUUUGGAGGGUUUGGUUUGUCUUUUGCACUUUUUUUUUUUGUUUGGGAUUAUUUGUUGCGAUUGUUUCGGAGUAGUUUUUUUGGUUUGGCUUUUUUUUGUGUGCUUGCUUUUUGAUUUUUUGGGGGGAGGCAGGUUGGGUUUUUAUUUGGUUGAUUGGUUUUGUUGUUAUUACUAAAUUCCCUCCCCGCCAUUUUUUGACCUCCUUGUCAAGCAGAGAAACCUAUUCAUUGAUAUUAAUUCAACCCAAAUGCAUAGCUUAUGCGUUUGAGUGACUUCUAGAUAAAGUCUGCUUUCCAAAUAACAGAAAUUAUCAAUAGGAAUUGCUGCUGCAGUGCUCCAGCAGCAAUGGCCAUCCAGCUUGUCUGGGCAGAAAGUCUCAUGAAAAUACAAAUUCUUAUGUGUUGGUGAUAGGUUCCCAUGUAGGGAUUUAUCAAA
Molecule: messenger RNA, 2671 nt
Organism: Manacus vitellinus (golden-collared manakin)
Lineage: Eukaryota; Metazoa; Chordata; Aves; Passeriformes; Pipridae
Product: CD209 antigen-like protein E
Exons: 6
Coding region: 1057-1803 (248 amino acids)
Source: RefSeq, a predicted model, not a curated record